GGCCUGCCAUAUAAGAACCUGAUGACCCAUCAUGAGGAACCAAAACAUCGGAAUUUGAUCAGCACAUAUGAUGACCAUUUCAACCGGCAUGGCUACAACCCUGCCUUGCCAGCAAUCCGUAGCUGGAAUGGGCAGAAACUGGCGUGGCUGCCAGAGAAGUCGGACUUUCCCCUUCUUGCUCCCCCCACCAACUAUGGCCUCUUUGAGAAUCUCACAAAGAAAUGGCAAGAGCCUACGAAGACUCACCCUAUGACCAGUGCUUACACCUUGUCUUACAUAAGACACCCAGUGUCUGCUCUGUCCGGGCACGAACACGCAAUCCCAGUUCCUCCUCCCCGCCUCCAGUGA
Messenger RNA from Vombatus ursinus (common wombat), 348 nucleotides. It is a transcript of the gene CFAP107, whose product is annotated as chromosome unknown C1orf158 homolog. The annotation marks the transcript as partial. The record is from RefSeq and is a predicted model, not a curated record. The transcript has 2 exons. Lineage: Eukaryota; Metazoa; Chordata; Mammalia; Diprotodontia; Vombatidae.